UCCACUGGUUCUGUACCGUUUUUUUUCCGUACACGGAAAGCUCCUGCCCCCUGAUCCCUCAAGCGCCCGGAUGCACACACACAGCAACAGUCAGUCAGUCAGCCGCCAGUCAGGAUAAACAUGGUCGCCGGAGCUGAAGGAAGCGUUUAGCAAUCUCAGCGCUAAAUAUUCGCUGCUUAAUUUAUAAGCAGAUACUCUCAGAUUCAUUGUCUGGAUGAUAAGCCUCUUCGGAGCACUGAAUCCUCAUCUUGACAGCUGAAGGCUUCUCGCUGGACAGGACACUAAGAGGGCUAAACAAUGGAAUGCUCUCUCCUGCCUACACUGCUCAGCACUCCACAAACUGAGGUUAAACGGCUUAGUUAGCAGUGCGCCUCUCCCCCAAUAACUCUUUAUACCUGGGGAAGUCGAAAGAAAAGCGUGAAAAGGAAAGUUGCUCCUUAAUCCAGUUCUUUGUAGUUGUUUGCUUGGGAUUCUUUUGGAAGCUUCGGACAAAAAAAGCCAAAAUGGAUUUGGAGAUGGAAGGGUACCUGUGGAUGGUCGUGAUUGGUUUCAUUAUCGCUUUCAUCCUGGCCUUUUCGGUGGGGGCCAAUGACGUCGCGAACUCGUUUGGCACGGCGGUCGGGUCAGGGGUGGUUACGUUGCGUCAGGCCUGCAUCCUGGCUUCCAUAUUUGAGACGCUGGGCUCCAUUCUCCUCGGUGCCAAGGUCGGGGAAACCAUACGGAAGGGAAUUAUAGAUGUCAGUUUGUACAAUGACACUGCGCCAGUUCUGAUGGCGGGAGAGGUCAGCGCCAUGGUCGGGUCUGCGGUUUGGCAGCUCAUUGCCUCUUUUUUAAGGUUGCCCAUUUCUGGAACUCAUUGCAUUGUGGGAUCUACUAUUGGCUUCUCAAUGGUUGCUAUUGGCACUAAGGGAGUGCAGUGGAUGCAGCUGAUUAAAAUCGUUGCAUCGUGGUUCAUCUCCCCUCUGCUGUCUGGAAUUAUGUCUGGCUUGCUCUUCUUCGUCAUCAGAUAUUUAAUUCUUUACAAGGAAGACCCUGUUCCCAAUGGUCUCCGUGCUUUGCCCCUCUUCUAUGCCUCCACCAUUGGAAUCAACACCUUCUCAAUUAUGUACACUGGAGCUCCUUUACUGGGCUUGUCGAUGCUCCCCGUCUGGGCUAUUGCCCUCAUUACGUUGGCUGGAGCGCUGGUAUGUGCCGGUCUGGUCUGGAUUUUUGUUUGCCCCUGGUUGAAAAGAAAAAUAGCAAGUCAGCUGAAGAAAGAGCAUGCACUGUCUCGCAUCUCUGAUGAGAGUUUAGAUAAAAUCCCAGAGGAAGAAGAGGAAGCUCCUGUUUUUAAAGAGCUUCCAGGUGCCAAAAGCAGCAACGAUGCUGUUCUGUCCCUGACAGAAGAGUCGACAGGGGAGCUCAACAGCCUUGCUAAUGGAGGAACUGUUCUGCCCAACGGCAGGGUGUAUGGUCGGACUAACUCCAUGACCAACGGCUGCCUCAAGUCGCCCAUGGCCAAUGGGAGUUUCACCUUCGACGGUCACAUGCGCAGUGAUGGUCAGGUCUACCACACUGUCCACAAAGACUCUGGUCUCUACAAAGACCUCCUACACAAGAUCCACUUGGGCCGCCUAGAGGACGAACGCAGCAGUUCGCGUACCGACAACAGCUACCGUCACCUCCGUCGCAACAACAGCUACACGUGCUACACGGCCGCCAUCUGUGGCAUGCCAGUGCAGCCCCUGUUGCGGUCGGAGUCCAACGCCCCUCCACCAGAGGACAGCGAGAAGCUGGUGGGCGACACUGUGUUCUAUUCGAAGAAGCGCCUGCGUUAUGACAGCUACUCCAGCUACUGUAACGCAGUUGCGGAGGCUGAGAUUGAAGCUGAGGAGGGCGAUGUGGAUGUCAAUUUGGCAGCGGAAAAAAGGGAGCCCCGGGUGCCUGCUGAUAUGCCACUGGAGGAUUGCGUUGAUGAGGAUAAGGAUGAGAAGGACAAGCCUCAGGUCUUCCUGCUCUUUCACUUCCUGCAGAUCCUCACAGCGUGUUUCGGAUCGUUUGCGCAUGGUGGGAAUGAUGUCAGUAAUGCCAUUGGUCCUUUGGUGGCCCUGUGGAUGAUCUACUCUCAGGGUGGAGUGAUGCAGGAAGCAGCCACACCUGUCUGGCUGCUGUUGUACGGUGGCAUAGGAAUCUGCGCUGGACUGUGGGUUUGGGGUCGACGUGUCAUUCAAACAAUGGGCAAAGACCUCACGCCCAUUACUCCCUCAAGUGGAUUUUGUAUUGAAGUAAUGAGUGCUCUAUCAGUGCUUAUUGCCUCAAAUUUGGGCAUUCCUAUAAGCUCCACCCACUGCAAGGUGGGCUCAGUGGUGGCGGUGGGCUGGAUCCGCUCCAAGAAGGCUGUGGAUUGGAGGCUCUUCCGGAACAUCUUCCUGGCCUGGUUCGUCACGGUUCCUGUAGCCGGCCUCUUCAGCGCUGCUGUUAUGGCUCUGUUCGUGUAUGGCAUACUGCCUUACGUUUGAGAUUAAGAUGGGUGAAGAGAGGGAAGUGUAGGAAGGUAAAUGAAAGAUGGAAAAUAUUAAAUUUCAAGAUAUAAGGGGACAGCUAGAGGGUGGGGAGAGUCUUCAAAUGCUGCCUGGAAAAGCAUCCAGAAUCCUUUUGACUUAAAUAUCCUUAAUCUUGUCAAGAGUAUUUAUUUCCGUUUCAUUUGUUUCUGUUGUUUUGUUGAAACGUUGACAAAUUAAGAUCAUUUGUCCAGUGGUAUGAAAUGUUACAUUUCAAAUUUCCAAAAAUGGUUCUCAUGUUUGUGGUUCUAAGGUUACACAUCUAUCUUCUUCAAGGGUGCGGGCUGGUACAUCAGAUCUGCACAUACAAAUACACUACAAUGCAGUUUUAACUGUUACACGUGCUGGUCUCAUACUAAAUACAUGGAGAAUGAGACUGGAGAAUCGGUUUUAAGGCACAAUUGAUAUUGGCACAAAGAAUAUUAUCACUUGCUCCUGGAUUUGCUCACUUUAAAUGUUUUUAUUUUGAAAUAUGCUACGUGUGGCGUCUAAUAUAUGGCUGCACCUCUACUCCUAGUUGCUAAACCAUUUAACAAGCAAGUAAAAGAGUAAAUGUUACAAUAGUAAUGACACCGAAAAGCCUUCUGCUGUUAAAACAUCAUUGCUUAAAUCAAUGGUGCUGGUUAUGUACCUCAGCCAACCCUUUAUGCCACAUAUAAGACAAGCUCAGUAACACAGCUGUGCUCAUGAUACAAAUACUAUAAUAUGAAUCAUUUUUGUAGGUGUUAAUGUGUAAAACUUCCCAAUUCUUGUCAUAUUUAUUUUUAGAUGCGUUACUAUUCAGACAAUAUAAAGACAAGAUCAUGUUUUAAAGUAAGACAAAAUAUUUUGAAUUAUGUAUGCUAUUAUCAUUUCUAAUGUGUAUAUAUAUAUUCGGCAUUUUGAGGUCUUGUUUUGUUACAUUUUUAGAUCAGAUUUAGCGGUUGCGUAUAGAAAAACGAUCAAAUAUUUUAAAAUGAUUUAACUUUGACAGAACACUACAUUAUUAUAUUCUUAUGAUAUCAAACAUGAUUACAAUAACAAACUAGCCAUUCGCUUCUGUCCUAAACAAUAUAAAUACCUGACACAAGACCUAACAGUAACCAAUCAUAUAUCAGUCAGAGGUAUUGAAUUUUAAAACCAUAUUCGGUAACCAAGUAUCUUUUGUAUCUUCACAUAUCAAUAGGAAACCAUUUGGGGUGUUUAUUUAAUACUUUAUUCCCCUCCUGAAAAUUAUAUAGCCAAAGAUUCUUGUAGUUUAAUUGCCAUGUUUUUUGACAGUAUUCACUAACUAAAUUUAAAGAAUAGCCGAACAAAACUGUAUUUUGGUGAGCAUAUCAAGUACCUUGUAUAACAGGAUGCUCAAUAGAGCCCUACAGAUAAUGCCAAUUCAAUGCAUACUGUACUGUAUGUGCCGGAACAGCCAAAAUCCCCUAAAGGAAAUUUAGGGUGAAUCUCGCACACACACACACACAUAUCUACCUAUUACGGCCACAUACAUGAUUUUUAGAGGUGCAGUGUUAAAAGUCUAGAGCCUGGCUAUUGGUGAAACAUAUCUGGAUUCGGCCUCGCUGAUAAACGCAUCUCAGGUUUAUCAGAAGAGGAAUUUGUAUUGAAAUAUCAGGUUAACGUAUGAUUCGAUUACAGAUAUGUGUCAUAUAGGUUGAUGUGCUUGGCUCUGAGACACCACAAAGCCAAAAAGUUUUACUGAAAUAUGGCCAAGCUUACGUAGAACAAAUUGCAUUUGAUAUCAAGUGAGUUGGUCUUUGAUGUAAUAUAUAAGCGUUUUGACAGACACCAUUGCCUCGAGUUAGUCACCAGAUCUGGAAACUGUACAAAUGUGUGGCUUUAAACCAAUGCAAAGUGUUUUUUGUGUAUUUCAUGAUAUUUUUCAUCAAAAAAACAAACAAAUCUAUGCUUAAAUGGCCAUUUGCCUUGUAAUGUUGUGCUUUACUGUUUGUUGAAUACAGUAACUUUAGUACUGUGGUGUUUACAUCGUAAUCAUAUUGUAGAAUAACUCAUUGCAGUUGCCUAAACGCCAAUCAAAGACUAACUAUUAAUCACAAAUUAAAUAUGAAAUAACCAGGCGUAGGUGUUUCAUGUCUUUUUGUGUUUUGGGCGGCGUGAACCAUGAUGCUACUUCACACUGCUAUGUAGUUCACAACUUUACAUGGUGGAUAUGAUUAAAAGAAUAAGAAAAUGAAUAGAUAUAUAAAUUUCAUUAAGCUAUAUUUUUCUACAUAUAUUUGAGUUAUACCUGGGUGGUGACUUUUCACGUGUCUGGGCUCAGAAAGGUCACGAUUGCUGAUGUUUAGAAGUAACAGCGAUUACAUUUACAUUACGGGAACGUUCAGCGCCGAAUACCGCUGAGUGUUUCGCAAAGGCUCCGAUUUGAUCGUAAAAGCAGGGGUUCAGUAAUUCAUAUCCAUUUGUUUUUCUUGCCCAGAAAAGUCUCACCCCGUGUGUGAGAGCGUGGUUGCGAGUUGUUAAAAUUCAACGAUUUUUCAUGAUUAUUUUUGAAACGUAAGGCUAAAUAACUUUGUAAUUUUGUUUCCCUUAAAUGCAAUAUUGAGCUGACAGACAUGCGGUCAAUCCGCCCGACACCAGCAGUGGCGAUUACCAAUGUUUAUUAUAAAGAAGGGGGGCACGGCGAAAUCCAGUAAAGGAUCUUUUACUAACAUGCAUCUAAAAUAUGAUCUGCCUUCCUGCUAUGAUGGUUUGUUUUAAAGCAGCUCAUUACACAGCGCAUAGCAAAAUUCUUCACAUGGCAGUUUUAACAUGGCUACAUAGUUAGUUAGCUUUGAGCUAAUUUAAACAACAUAUUCAAAUGAGGGCAUGCGUUAUAUUGAAAAAAGUGGUUCAUGUGCCAAAAUUUGACAUUUAAAUAAAAAAUAAUACUUUAUAGUGCAUAAAAUUUGAUUUGAUAAGCAUUCAAGUGCUUUUUAGAGGUUUCAUAACUCUUAUUGGCAACCUUGUUCUCCCUGAGUGUAUUAAUAUAAUUUUUAGUUUUCCAUGUUCUUAUCUGCAUUUAAAAAUAGAAUGUUGCCCAAUCCUCUGCUGGCCCGCUGAUUGCCUGCUGUGUGCCGCCUUUAUUGCCAUGAUGUGAAUGCUAUGCUGUUAGUUAACUGUCUGGUACCAUCUGAAGAGACGGUGCUUUAGAUCUAACAAACUCCUCCCCCUUAUCUGCAUAUGUACUGUAAUGCUGUUUUCUUUCUUUUUGGAACUUUUUUGUGAAAGUUGUCUGCAUUUUAACUAAUUAAAUUAUGGGAAUUAAAAUUACAAAGAAUAACAA
Paramisgurnus dabryanus is the source of this 5811-nucleotide messenger RNA. It is a transcript of the gene slc20a2, whose product is annotated as solute carrier family 20 member 2. Gene Ontology annotation, biological process: phosphate ion transmembrane transport. Gene Ontology annotation, molecular function: phosphate transmembrane transporter activity. Lineage: Eukaryota; Metazoa; Chordata; Actinopteri; Cypriniformes; Cobitidae. Gene Ontology annotation, cellular component: membrane. The record is from RefSeq and is a predicted model, not a curated record.